This is a messenger RNA of Sander lucioperca (pikeperch), 694 nucleotides long. Its product is annotated as high choriolytic enzyme 1-like. Gene Ontology annotation, molecular function: metalloendopeptidase activity; zinc ion binding. The record is from RefSeq and is a predicted model, not a curated record. NCBI's taxonomy places the organism in Eukaryota, Metazoa, Chordata, Actinopteri, Perciformes, Percidae. The coding region runs from base 89 to 694 and encodes 201 amino acids. Gene Ontology annotation, biological process: proteolysis. The transcript is spliced from 2 exons.
ACUGAACUGAGUCAAACACCAAGCUUCAAGGAGUCUCUCCACAGCAGCUCUCCAGAGAAGCUCCACAGCCUCCAGACCGACCCUGAAGAUGACUCCCUCUGCCAGCCUGCUGCUGCUGCUCCUGCUCGGCCUCUCUCAGGCACUUCCUCUCCAGGAGGACGGAGGCAAAGAAGAAAAAGCCCCAGACACCGUCGACAUCACCACCAGGAUUCUGAGAUCCAACAACGGCAGCAAUGAGAUCCUGCUGGAAGGAGACCUGCUGGCUCCCAGAACCAGAAACGCCAUGAUGUGCUAUACCCAGAACUGCUUCUGGAAGAAAAACUCCAGCAGCCUGGUGACGGUCCCCUUCACCGUGAGCAGUGAGUUCACCAGCUCAGAGAAGCAGCUGAUUGUCAACGCCAUGCAGGGCUUCCACAGCAAAACCUGUAUCCGCUUCGUCCCCCGUAAGAACGAGAACGACUACAUCAGUGUGGAGAACAAAGAAGGAUGUUUCUCCGAACUGGGCAAAGUGGGAGGCAGUCAGGUUCUCUCCCUCAACAGGCAGGGCUGCCUCUACUACGGCAUCAUCCAGCACGAGGUCAACCACGCUCUGGGCUUCCAGCAUGAACAGACCAGGAGCGAUCGCGACAACUACGUCACGAUCAAUUGGGAUAACAUCGACCCAAUCCUGCCAACUAUCUCUGCCAUGAAGUGA